AUGGCCGAAUUCAAACCAUACACAUACUUCCAAUGUCCCUGUACCGACACGUCGUUCUCAACACGGAGGAGGAUCGGUGACAGCGGUCCCAGCAGCGAGGAGGAAACCGACGAGGACGAGCGGACGUUCGACCCGCGAGCCCCGCGCGCGAAUUACAGCUUAUAUCCGCUCGAGCACCUGUUGUAUUGCGAGGACUGUCACCAGAUCCGCUGUCCCAGAUGUGUGCUCGAUGAGAUCGUGUGCUGGUAUUGUCCGAAUUGUCUGUUUGAGGUGCCGAGCAGCAGUGUGAAGAGCGAGGGGAAUAGAUGCACCCGCAGUUGUUUCCAAUGCCCGAUAUGUACGGCGCCGCUGUCUAUCAGCAGUACGGAGUCGCCGCCUGAAGGACUGGGAGCUGAAUAUGUCGCGCAAUCCGGACCGUACGUGCUGAACUGCGCAUACUGUCUUUGGAGCUCCAAGGAAAUCGGGAUCCAGCUGGAGAAGCCGAACAGCAUCUACGCGCAACUUGCAAAGAUUAAGAAUGGGGGGGAACCAUACAUCUCGCCCAAAGAACGACGAAGGAUACGGGAGGAACGCAAGGGAGAUGGCGAGGAGAGUCAGGGGAGCGAGAUGACGCUGGAUCCUAACGAGAAGCUGGACGCCGAGAGCCAGUUCGCGAAUCUGAAAGCUUUCUACCAAGAGCAGCUCGCGGAAUCCUCGCCCGCCAGCGCCCUGGGGUUCACAGGAGACUACGGCUACGGAUCACCCGGGGCACUAUCACGAAUCAUGGGUCUCUACACGGGGAGCAGUUUCGGGGACAAGAAAUCCAAGAGCCGCAGCUCCAUGAUGCGCGAAGCCCAGUCGGCUCUCGAAGGGCUCCAGAUCUCCUCCCCGAGCGCCUCCGAAGAGUCCAUCGCGCGGCUCCGCGCCUCGGGCUGGGAAGGCACCUGCUCCACGGCGCAGCGGCUUGCGCAAGCCCACAACCCGCGGUUCGUCAGCGACCUCCGACCCAUCGCGCACCUGCUCCGCACCAAGCGCUCCAAGCGGUGCAAGACGUGCCGCCACAUCCUCUCCAAGCCCGAGUCCAAGGUGCAGAACACGCGGUUCCGGAUCCGGCUCGUGGCGCCCAACUACGUGCCUCGCAUCGCGAUCCGGCCCUUGCAGCCGGGCCCCGCGGCGCCGCAGGCGCUGCUGCUGACGCCGCUGCGCCCUACGCAGUUCGUGCUCACGUUCAGCAAUCCGCUGUUCGACGACGUCCGGGUCAGCAUCGCGACGCCGGCCAAGACGCCCGGGCGCUUCGGCAGCCGCGUCACGAUCUUGUGUCCGCAGUUCGAGGUCGGCGCUAAUACGGACGUGUGGGAUGAGGCGUUAAGGGAGGGCGGGGCUGGUGCGGGCAAGGGCGGCGAGCGCGAGAAGAGACGGACGAAGGCGGAGGCGAGUGAGGGCCAGCAGCAGGCGGAGGCCGGGAAGGUGUGGGAGAGGGGGCGCAAUUGGGUUAGUGUGGUGGUGGAGGUGGUGCCUGCGGUGCUGAAGGUUGGGGAAGAAGAAAAAAAAGAUGAAAAAGAAGAAGAAGAAGAACAAGAGGAAGAAGAAGGAGGAGGAUCAAGGUACGCGGGCCCGCUGAGGGAAGACGAGGAUAUCCUUGAGAUUCCGGUGUUUGUGAGAGUCGAGUGGGAAGCGGAUGUAGCGCAGGAUGAAGGGGCUGGACUAGCGGCUGCUAAUAAUAAGGAUAAUAAGGAAGAGAAGGAGAAGAGGGAAUUGGCGUAUUGGUGUGUGCUGGGAGUUGGGAGGAUAGCUCGGGAUUAGCAAAGCAAAGCAUAGCAUGAGCGUUGUGCGAAAAUAUACCCAUUUGACAUGUUGCAAGUAAGCAAGC
Molecule: messenger RNA, 1849 nt
Organism: Amorphotheca resinae ATCC 22711
Lineage: Eukaryota; Fungi; Ascomycota; Leotiomycetes; Helotiales; Amorphothecaceae
Exons: 2
Coding region: 1-1782 (593 amino acids)
Cellular component (GO): dynactin complex
Source: RefSeq, a predicted model, not a curated record